CAGCUUUGUCAAUCCCGAUAGGCUUUCAGGACUAUACCGUCAUACCCAUGGUUUAUAGGGUGAACAAAUAGGGGCUUGUGCAGUUCGAGGCGUGUCUCGCAAUUCUCCGGUGUUUGACUGGCGCUAGAUGUUUGACGUUGAUCUUCAAAGACAAAAUCAGUCAGAUCAGAUGAGACGAGACGAGACAUACAGUACUUAGUCUGAGCUGUAUUUCUCACGCAAAUUAAGAACCGAAAGACCGGAGCCGUAAAGGUACCCCUUAAAAAGGGUGGGGGACGGCUGCGUGGACACCGGGGGAAGAGGAAAAGAAGAAAAAGGGGGGAAAGUAGGAAAAAGGGGGGUAUAUUGGGAUAUCUUUGUCCCCCCCAGUAGUACUGACGUGGAGAGGAGUCACAUGGUGCCCAUCUGGCUGAAUGGGUUAAAGAAGAGCCGUGUGAGGAGGAGGAAAACGGGAACGUGCGCUUGUUGAUCGUCUGGAGGAUUUCGGUCCGAGAUAUCAGCAGAUCGGAGCUUUUCUUAGGUGAGAGUAGGCGUCUUAAAGUUUUACCGUGAGCUGCCAGGAUCUACCCAUGCUGCUGCUCCAGAAGCACUAUAAUAAACCCAAAAUAAACGCCAGCUUUAUUGGAAAGUUUGUCAGAAGAGAUCAUCUGCGGUAUCCGGAGGCCCUAAGCCUAAGAGCAGAGGCUCGUUCUGCUGUUCAGCUGGCCGGUGAAUGACACAAUGCACUAAACUUCCGGCUGGCUAACAGAGGAGACAGCCACUGCAGCAGACAGAGGCAUCACAUUACUUUGGAUGGGGGCGGUGGUCGAGAUUUUCGGCAAGCUGGAUCUGCCCGUCCAUGUGGACACCCGUAAUCUGCGGCCACCAAUCAAUUGCCGCGAUUGUACACGCACAUCGUGCUGAGUAGCCCACCCCGCACUCCUGCACCAUGAGCUGGACCUUCCUGACACGCCUGCUGGAUGAGAUCUCCAAGCAUUCUACCUUCGUGGGCAAGAUCUGGCUGACAGUGCUGAUCAUCUUCCGCAUUGUGCUGACUGUGGUAGGGGGCGAGUCCAUCUACCACGAUGAGCAGAGCAAGUUCAGCUGCAACACUGCGCAGCCAGGCUGCGAGAAUGUCUGCUACGAUGCCUUUGCGCCUCUGUCGCACGUGCGUUUCUGGACCUUCCAGGUGAUCCUCAUCACCGCCCCCAGCAUCAUGUACCUGGGAUUCGCCAUGCACAAGAUCGCCCGCAUGGAUGAUGUCGACUACAGACCACGGCAUCGGCGCAGGGCAGCACUGAUCCACCGGGAUGCCACCGAGGACGAUGGUGAGGAGGACCCCAUGAUUACUGUAGAGAAGGAGCCUGAGAAGAAGGUGAAGAAGGGCAGGGUGCCUGAGAAGCGGCAUGAUGGGCGGCGGAGGAUCAAGCGGGACGGGCUUAUGAAGGUCUAUGUGCUGCAGCUGCUGUCCCGCGUCACCUUUGAGGUAGGCUUCCUGGUGGGCCAGUAUGUACUGUACGGCUUUGAGGUGCCUGCCUCUUACAUGUGCAGCCGUGGGCCUUGCCCCCACACCGUGGACUGCUUCAUCUCCAGGCCCACAGAAAAGACCAUCUUUCUGCUGGUCAUGUAUGGCGUCAGCCUGCUCUGCCUGCUGCUAACCGUGCUGGAGAUCCUGCACCUGCUCGUGAGCAGUGUCUGUGACUGCUUACAGCACAAGCGCCCCAUAGUGGCUGCCCACCGGUCCACACCAUGCUUUCGGGCUGCCUCUGCACCACCAGAGUACCUGAUGGCCCUGAAGAAGGGCUGUAUUCGGAAACCACACAUUCUGCAGGACUCAGGUCACGAGUCUCUGAGCUACGAGGCGCCAUCCCAUGAGCUGGAGCGCCUGCGCCGCCACCUGAAGCUAGCUCAGCAGCACCUGGACCUGGCCUACCAGCACCAAGAGGCAAGCCCAUCUCGCAGCAGCAGCCCUGAGUCCAACGGCACUGCUGCUGAGCAGAACCGCCUCAACUUUGCGCAGGAGAAGAGGCGGGGGCCCUGUGACAAAGGUAUCAGAGCAUAGACAUCCUGUCCCCUGGCCCAACCAGAGUCUGUUCUGUCACCUGCCUCACUGGGGAAGCUGUCCUGGGAUGAGCUACUGGAAGUGUUUGUCUGUCAGUAUGUCUGUGGUGACCUGCCCUGCCCUGCAGGGAACAAGAGGCUCAUGGGCUUAAUGGUCAACAUCUCAAUGCCUAUUGAGAGCCUGCCCCCUAGUGGUCUUCUACUUGCACAGUGUGCACAGGCUGUAUUCUGCUCCACAAUGUGGCUCAUUUUCUAAGAAUAAAAGGGUGAACCUCAGCACCUAUCACUCAUACUGUGAAGCAUUUCUUUUGGUAUCUUCUAUGGUGGGACCAGAAGGACAGACUUGCCUCUUUUCUGUUAGAGUAAUGGUUUCCAUGGGAAUGCACCUGGUGUAGCUGUGAGAUGAGGUCUUCACAGAAGGGAACUUGGGGCUUUGAGCAGAAACAAGGGUGCUCAAUCUGGUCACUUUUGCAAGAAUUGGACAGCAGUCACUCCCAAAUGGGAAGUGGUGUGACCAGGGGCGGAUUAAGGUGUACAGAGGCCCCUAGGCUACAGUAGUCUGUGGGGCCCCCAACCCCGCCCCCCUCCACGCCAAUGGGGGCCCCCGUGCAGGCUGGCACACGUGGGGCCCCUAGGCUUAAGCCAUAUCUAGCCUGUGCGUUAAUCCGCCCCUGGGUGUGACCACUGUGUCCCUGGAAGAAGCUUGAAUGUUGCUCAGCACUGCCCCCUUGUGGGUGACUGCGACUUCUUUGACUCUUCUUUUUUUUUUCUCGUUUCUCUUUAUGCUAGAAGGUUUGUGGGACUGUGGAUCAGAAAUUAGAAUCUUUUUCAUAAACUGACCCUUUCGUUAGAGACUCAAGGAGCCAAUUUUGUUCAUGUUCACUGCUGGCUGAUCUGGUCCAGCCACUUGUAGGGAUGAAAGGGCUUCUAUGCAAGUUCCUGAACACUAACUACUGAGUUACGGACAGAGUAUUGUAAUGUCUGCCUGUCCUGAUAUGUACAUUGCUGUACUCUAUAUGUCCCUGUUUACGUUCUGAUUUCACUGACAGUUUUUGGCACUGAACAGUGGUGGUUAUUUGAAGAGGGCAGCAGCUUGUCAGAACUCUCAUCUUUAAGACCCAGAAAGAGCCCCCCUGCAGGACAUCAUAGGCAUUCCUUGCGUUUGACAUUUCAUGCCAUGCCUUUCAAACCAGUAUUUUGGACAUUUCAUGGCCGAAUGGGAAAGUUUUGUAUGCAUUUUGUACCAGUGAUAUUUGUUAAUGUUUCUUAUGGAAAAUAAAGUUUUGUUUUUUUUCCCCAA
Molecule: messenger RNA, 3340 nt
Organism: Paramormyrops kingsleyae
Lineage: Eukaryota; Metazoa; Chordata; Actinopteri; Osteoglossiformes; Mormyridae
Product: gap junction gamma-1 protein-like
Biological process (GO): cell-cell signaling
Cellular component (GO): connexin complex
Molecular function (GO): gap junction channel activity
Source: RefSeq, a predicted model, not a curated record